CUCCAAAAAAAAAAGACAAAAAAAAAAUGCUUGACUUGUUCAAUCUAGUUUGCUUUUUUGUGUUAGGAUUUAUAGGAUGGGUUACUUAUAAAAUAUUUAUUUGGCCAUUUUAUGUUUCUCCUUUGAGAAAAAUUCCUGGUCCACCAUCUGCAAAUCCAAUUUUUGGAAAUAUUAUGACACUUUUGAAAGAAGAGGAACCACAACUCAAAUGGAUACAAGAAUAUGGGAAUAUUAUAAAAUACUAUGGGAUAUUUAAUGAACCAACUCUUUUUGUCGCAGACACAAAAAUAAUUCAAGAAAUUACAUUAAAUAAAGUUUACGAUUUUAUUAAACCCCCUAAAAUGUUGGCUGAUGCUAUUAUAAUUGCCGGUAAAGGUAUUGUACUUGCAGAAGGUGAAGAUCAUAAGAGACAAAGAAAAAUGAUGAACCCAGCUUUCUCUCAUAAUAAUGUCAAAGAAAUGAUUCCAACAUUUAUUCGUGUGGCUUUUACCCUAAAAGAUUUAAUCGAAGAUAAAGUAAACUUAGGAGAAUCUGAAAUUAAUCUUACUCCUUAUAUCUCAAAAGCUACGUUAGACGUAAUUGGCUUAGUAGGAUUUAAUUACGAGUUUAAUUCAUUGACAUCUUCAAAUGAAUUGGCGGAAGCUUAUGAUUCUCUUUUAAAUGGUCCAAACCCUAUGCUACGCGUUGCAAUUAGUAUGCUAUCAAAUUAUAUUCCAUUUAUUAGAAAAAUUCCAACAGACAUAAAUAAAAGAUUUGCUAAUGCAUGUGAAGUUAUUGAACGUGUAUCAAAGAGAUUGAUCAAAGAAAAAUAUAAUGAAGACGAAAAUGGAGAAUUAAAAGGAAAGGAUUUAUUAUCUUUAUUAAUUAAUAUUAAUAAGACAUUACCUACUGAAGAAAAAAUGACUGAUGAAGAAUUAAAAUACCAGAUUAUGACAUUUUUAAUAGCAGGGCAUGAAACUACGAGUGUUUCAACUUGUUGGGCUUUAUAUUUACUUGCACAACAUCCACGUGAGCAAGACUUAUUACGUGAAGAAUUAGUUAAAGCUUUUCCUGAUAAAUCAAAAUUUAAUCCUACAUUUGAUGAAAUUAAUUCUUUGGAGUAUUUAAAUUGUAUAGUUAAGGAAACUUUAAGAAUACAUUCUCCAGCACCAUUUACUACUCGAACUAAUCUUAAUGAUGAAACUUUUGGGGAAUAUUUCAUUCCAAAAGAUACUACAAUAAUGGUUGCAAUAUCAGCACUUCAUAAAUCGCCUGAAAUUUGGGGCUCAACUGCCAAGGAUUUUGAUCCACAAAGAUGGUUAAAUCCUUCUUUAACCAAAAAUGUGACAAAUUUAAAUUAUUUACCUUUUCUUACUGGCACAAGAGCUUGUAUAGGCAAUAAAGUAGCUUUAAAUGAAUUUAAGAUAUUAUUAAGUAUGUUAAUUAGGAAUUUUGUUUUUAAACCAAUUGAAGGAUUUCAACUUGAACCAAGAACUAUGGCAGUUAAUAAGCCUAAACCGUAUCUUGGAUUAAACGUUUCUAAAGUUGAAGGGUAGUAUUUCAGAAAUUUAUAUAAUAUUUUUCCAUUCAUUAUAAAUUAGUUUAAUUAAUUUGAGACUUAAAAUAUGCCAUAAAUCUUUUAAAAUAAAUCAUGUUUUGAUCGAAGUAUUCCAUAAUACGUCAAUAUAGAUAGCUAACAACUAAUAUAAUUGACUCAAAUUUAAAUUUGUGUAAAACUAUUGUAAACAGCAAGUUUUAAUUAAUGGCUAAAAAUCACACGUCGCCACGUCGCUUUGGGGUGUUCUGUCAACAUAUAUAGU
Rhizophagus irregularis DAOM 181602=DAOM 197198 is the source of this 1799-nucleotide messenger RNA. RefSeq lists its product as uncharacterized. The record is from RefSeq and is a predicted model, not a curated record. Gene Ontology annotation, molecular function: oxidoreductase activity, acting on paired donors, with incorporation or reduction of molecular oxygen; iron ion binding; monooxygenase activity. Lineage: Eukaryota; Fungi; Glomeromycota; Glomeromycetes; Glomerales; Glomeraceae.